CGUACCAACAGAAAGUGAAUAUUUUCAAUUUCAUUCAAUCAGUUUUGUUUGAAGUAUGGCCGAUUCUGUUGAGUUGCGUAUGAGUGUAACUUCAAUAAAAAGGGUCGAUCCUUACGUUAAAGACAUUCUUGCUACUUCAACACAUGUAGCCCUUUACAAAUUCAAUCCAAUAAUAAGCGAAUGGGAAAGAACUGAAACUGAAGGUGCCCUGUUCCUUUACAGCCGAAGCGGGGAACCAUGGCACAGUGUAAUGAUUAUGAAUAGAUUGAAUACUAAUAACUUGAUUGAACCAAUAGUUAAGGAAUUUGAAUAUCAAAUGCAACCCCCGUUUUUACUCUAUCGCAAUUCUAGAAAUAAAAUUUACGGCAUUUGGUUUUACAAUCGGGAAGAGUGUAUACAAAUUACGUACUUGUUAGAAUCUCUAAUGGAAGGUUUGAAAGAGAAACUGAUAGAGAAAACGAAAUCUCGCGAGAUGGGUGUCGAUAUUUUUAGCAUGUUAAGCAAAGCCCAAGAGGAUUUUAACAAUAAAACUCCUACCAAAUCAGAAAUGCUUUCCCAACCUCAAUAUUCAUCGACUCCGCGUAGUGUUGACAUGCCUUCACAAAGUGUAAUGGACUUUUUCGCAAAAGCGAGCACUAAACCUGUGAAACCCGCUGUUGUCACACAAGGUGAAAGUGAAAACUUAUUGCAAAAACUGAUGAGUAAUCCUGCACAUAGCGUUGAACACAUAGAAAAGCAGCAGCGGUCGGUUACUCCACAAGAUCGCAAGAACCUGCCUGUCUUCUUCCCUUCAAACAACAUAAGUUUAGACAAAGAUCACGAACCGCACAACGGCUUAAGUUUUAUAGGAGGGGCUUCACCAGCACAUCAGCAAGUUUCGCCGUUAGCUUCUUUGUUGGCUCAUAAUCUAACGAUGGAUGAAACCGAAAGACGCUGUUCGCCCUUAAUUCAUUUUGACACACCUCAAAAACCCCAACUAAUGCCACCCAUGAUGUUCGCAACGUCGACUUCAAAGGAGAAAUCGGAAUAUUCCCAGCCGGAUAAAGAAGUGGACUUAUUGACGAGUAAUCAACUGGUGCAGGCGUUAAUACAUUUAUUAAAAAACGACACAGACUUCGUUGCCAAAGUGCACGAGGCUUAUACCAAAUCUGUUAACGAGAAGCUUAACUGUGCUAACGGGAAUUUGUUUAAGUAAUUUCAAUUUUAAUACUGUAGAGAAACGUUAACAUUUAAUAUAUUCGUAAUUUAUUAAGACAUUCAAAUGAAACUUGAUAAUUUUAUUAGUUUUAUUUUCGUGAGUUUUUCGUCGAGGGACCUAUUUCCAGUGAUUUUAAAAACGUGACCCAAACAAGUCACUUUUAUUUUUAAAAAAUGUAAAUCUUUUUAGCUUCUUUUCUGAGGCAUUCGAAUAUAUGUACAUGGCAGACUUCAAUAUUACAUGUAUAUAAUGUAUGAAUAACUUGUAUAAUCCUCUUAAGAUUGAUGUCUAGCAUAACCCCCAAAAAAUCUACUCAUUUAAAAUAAGGAAAAAGAGGGCGAAUGUAAAAUGGCAAACUUAUACCUACCUAGGCAUGUGAUAUCUCAAAAUGUGAUCGGAAUUAAUGACCAUUCAAAGCACAUUUAUUGAACUGUAAUUAUUUAUUUUUGGUGAUCUACUAAAAGAUCGAUUUAGUUAACAAUUACUUUUCAUUUAGGUAUAUCCUACUGGUGUAACAUAAGAAAGUUAAUGACUCCAAUAAAAGUAUAAACAGUA
This is a messenger RNA of Photinus pyralis (common eastern firefly), 1753 nucleotides long. RefSeq names its product mRNA-decapping enzyme 1B (gene DCP1). Gene Ontology annotation, molecular function: mRNA binding; enzyme activator activity. Gene Ontology annotation, cellular component: P-body. Gene Ontology annotation, biological process: positive regulation of catalytic activity; deadenylation-dependent decapping of nuclear-transcribed mRNA; deadenylation-independent decapping of nuclear-transcribed mRNA. The transcript has a single exon. NCBI's taxonomy places the organism in Eukaryota, Metazoa, Arthropoda, Insecta, Coleoptera, Lampyridae. The coding region runs from base 56 to 1195 and encodes 379 amino acids. The record is from RefSeq and is a predicted model, not a curated record.